GGGAAAACCCGAGUAAUUGUCUCCCCCUUUUGCAUAUCCUCCUCUUUAGCUCUCGCCUCUCUCAGAUCGUGCGGUGCGAUUCGCGGGGGACCAUGUCGGGGAAGGCGGCGGCGGCGGCGGCGGCGGCGACGGCGACGGCGACGGCGGCGGCGAAGGGAGCGUCGGCGUAUCCGUGGAGGGAGAAGCUCGCCAAGUACAAGAUGGAGCUCGCGAAGGGCGUGUGGGGCUAUUGGGAGCUCGGCGCGUGGAAGCCCCUCGCCCUCAGCGCCCGCAAACGCGCUCGGCUUCGUAAAGAAGUGCUUCUCGCCGGAGAGGAGUGGCCGUACGAUCCGCCGAGAGGGGAGAUGAGGAACAAGAGGAAAGGGCACAAGUGCGAUCGCAUUGCUGCGGAGAAGCGGGCGAAUACUGCUGAGUUGAUGAAGAAGAUGCCGGAAAUGCUGCUGGAUUAUAAGAAACGCAGAUGGGAAAAGAAGAUGAAAGAGGAAGAAGGAAAGAGCUAAGCUUAUCAACCAUUGCGAGCAGAUUCAAUCCCUCUUGGCACUAAUAAUCUACCAAAGGCUUGCAGUUGUCUUCUCUUGCUGUGUACUGUAGCUUCCUUGUGAUGAUCCUGCUUCUUUUGGCAUUUUCUGCAUGCUAAAUGCUGAUGAUCUUCUACGCCCUAUCUAACGACCAGGUAUCAUCAAAAUCGAUCGGUCUAAUGAACAACCUUUGAAAGGUAAGAGACUGAUAGUAGGUUGGCUCUGAAAGGAGUAUAUGCUUCUUUUGAAGAGUUUGAAAUAUUCACUUUAGAUGGCAAAUUAGAGUAUUUGCAUGGGAAACUAAAAGCAUGCAUUCAGUCUUUUUGUUAUCUCGAUUCCUUGUUGUUUUUUCUUAGUGCUCUAUCCAAUGAUAAGACAAAAGAAAUUUACAUUAAAUGGGGUUUUCUGUA
Molecule: messenger RNA, 928 nt
Organism: Ananas comosus (pineapple)
Lineage: Eukaryota; Viridiplantae; Streptophyta; Magnoliopsida; Poales; Bromeliaceae
Exons: 5
Coding region: 93-500 (135 amino acids)
Source: RefSeq, a predicted model, not a curated record